Molecule: messenger RNA, 1192 nt
Organism: Prosopis cineraria
Lineage: Eukaryota; Viridiplantae; Streptophyta; Magnoliopsida; Fabales; Fabaceae
Exons: 1
Coding region: 214-945 (243 amino acids)
Source: RefSeq, a predicted model, not a curated record
CAGAAGUCUUUGAAAAGAUAACGUUUUGAAACCCAAAAGCUAAAAGGAGAGGGGGCGAAAGAAAGGCACAUGCACAUUUAGGGUUGUCAUCAAUGAACGACCCUUCCUUUAAUUGACCUGUUUUUCACGUAAUUACAGGAAACAUCCCUCCCUCCUUCUCGUUCACUGCUCUCAAAGCCUACUCUUCCCUAAUUCUUCAGACCCUCAUCGCUCAUGUGGCCGCCAUGGUUGAGAUCGCCAAGCAGGUCCCGAAACACACCGCCGCCUUCAACCGCCCGAUCCGCUACCCGUUCACUCAGCUUCUCUUGCUCUUCCUUUAAAGACAUUCAAAGCCUCUGCCAGGAGCAACCGGAACCCGAACUCGCUGCCCCGAGAUCCCCCUCUCUCUUCCGCCGGGUCCGGAUCUCAACCGCUGUUCUCCGCGCGUGGGGCACUGGCCGCAGCAGCGUGCUAUCCAAUUCCAUCGCCUUGCCGGGCUCCGACCAGCGCAUCGUCGUCUACUUUACCAGCCUGCGCGUGGUGCGCAGGACCUUCGAGGACUGCAGAGCCGUCCGAUCAAUCCUCCGCGGCUUCCGCGUCUCGAUCGACGAACGAGAUGUAUCCAUGGACGAUCGCUUCCUGGACGAGCUUCACGGGAUCCUCGGCCGUAAGAACGUGACCCUGCCUAGAGUGUUCAUCGGAGGAAUAUACAUUGGCGGCGCUGAAGACGUCAAGCAGCUACACGAGAGCGGCGAAUUGAGGAGAUUAAUCGAACAGCUGCCAAGGUCGGAUCCAAACGCGUGUGAUCUUUGCGGAGGCAUGAGAUUUGUCGUGUGCGACGAUUGUAACGGAAGCCACAAGGUCUACAUGGAGAAGAGCGGAUUCAGGAGCUGUACAUCUUGCAACGUGAACGGUCUUAUCAGGUGCCCUUCCUGUUCUUUCCUGCUCCCGCGUCACACCAAAUAAUAGCCCCCCAAAUCUCGCAGCCCCAAAGGGUAGGGGGAACUUAGCAAUGAGCAUUAGCAUUUUGUUAAUAACAACUCAAUUGCUGGUCUAGAAAUUUGUUUACUUGCAAAUUGCAAUAGGUCCUCUUGUGUAAAACAACGGGUAUAUUAUGUAUGUAGUAGCCUAGUAGGAGCCAGCUUAAUUUGGUUGUUUUGGCUUGGCUUGGCUAAUCAAGCUUUAUUUAAUUCCUUUACUAUUAAUUGCUUCA